CACAGAUCAGCAAUCUUGACCAUAUGCUCUUCCAAUCCCUCACCAUCUCUUCAAUCCCAGUGGCAUUGUACAGUGACUUCAAGUUUAGGUCUAAUAUCAGAUUCUUUUCAUAUGUUCUUUGAUUGUACUGCUCUGUUGGCUGGGUUAGCAGCUUCAGUUAUUUCAAAGUGGAGAUCAAAUGAUGCUUUCUCUUAUGGAUAUGUUCGAGCAGAAGUACUGGCUGGUUUUGUAAAUGGUCUGUUCCUGAUUUUCACAGCAUUCUUCAUUUUCUCUGAAGGGGUUGAGAGAGCAUUGGAGCCUCCUGAUGUUCAUCAUGAAAGACUUCUCCCUGUGUCUAUACUUGGAUUCAUUGUAAAUCUCAUAGGAAUAUUUGUUUUUCAUCAUGGAGGUCAUGGGCAUUCACAUGACUCUGGGCAUGAGCACAGCCAUUCUCUGUUUAAUGGUGGUCUCAGCCAUGGACACAGUCAUGGAGGUCAUGGUCACAGCCAUGAGUCCAAACAUGGGCAUGGCCACGGACACUCUCAUGAUCAUGGGCACUCUCACAGUCAAGAUUAUUGUCAUGAUGAUCACUCUUUUGAAGCAGCUACAGGAUCCAGCAAACAGAUUUUACAAGGUGUACUUUUACACAUAAUUGCAGACACGCUUGGAAGUGUUGGUGUAAUUAUAUCUGCGCUAUUGAUGCAGAAUUAUGGUCUAAUGAUAGCAGAUCCUAUCUGUUCGAUGCUUAUAGCUCUGCUUAUAGGUAUCAGUGUUGUCCCGCUUUUAAGAGAGUCCAUUGGAAUCUUGAUGCAACGCACUCCUCCUCCUCUGGAAAAUGCUCUGCCUCAGUGCUAUCAGAGGGUCCAGCAGUUGCAAGGAGUUUACAGUCUACAUGAUCCACACUUCUGGACUCUUUGUACUGAUGUUUACAUAGGGACUUUGAAAUUAUUUGUAGCUCCUGAUGCUGAUGCAAAGUGGAUUUUAAGCCAGACUCACAAUAUUUUUACUCAGGCUGGAGUGAGACAGCUUUAUGUACAGAUUGACUUUGCUGUCAUGUAGAGAACAUCAUAAAUGUGUUCUUUGGACCAAAGUUUUCUGGUACUGUAACAGUAUAAACUCUACUUUUUGAGGAAGAGCCUUCUCUCCCACAGUUCAGUAAGAUCGAAUGAACUGCCAUCUCUGGGCUACUUUUAUGGGAUUCAUCUCUGAGGAGUAAAUAUCAAAAGAAUGUGUUAUGGACUUUGGGUCUUGUGUUUUGUGGCCCCCAAACUUUUUAUUUUUUGGGGUUUUUUUUGUUUUUACUUAUUACAUUUGUUUCAAUAAGAAUGUGGUACUGCGAGCCCUGGGUCAGAUCUUCAAAGCUGCUGCUGAAACCACCAUUCCUUCCCAUAAAAGCAGUGUUACCAAGAAUUGGAAAUGUUUUGUACAUAAUGUCACAAUGGUUGACAUUCUUCAGUAUAAUGGUAUGUUUGUAAAAUUGUUUGUACUUUGCAAACUUAAUGAACCAAACCAUAUUGGGUUUUCAAAGUGCCUUUUAUAUCAGCAAAAGUAUUUGCCAGCAUAGAUGCAGAGUAUCAAGGGUUUUUAUUAUUUUUAUGCCUGUAAUUUGUACACAGUCUGAGUUUUGCUUGUGAUAUGUGAUUUUUUUUGUGUACUUCCAUAAUUGUAGGUGUUAAACCCCAUUUAUUGUUCCAUCUUACCAAAUGAGCAGGAGUUAAUUUUGCUUAACAUUUGACAGUAUCAUUGUGGGAAACUUGCUUUCAAAACAAACUGGAUAUUUUGAUAAAUAUCUCUUGUGCAAAGGGUUUUUUUAACCAGAUUAAUUGGUUAGACCUUGAUUUAACACAUUAAGUGGAACAGCCUUUCAAUCUUGUUGCAGUAAUUAGGGAUGAUCUGAUGCUAUGUCCACAUUCACCUGUCAUCAUAUAAAGGGGAGAGGCACUUGUAGGGAAGUGGUGGUGAUGAAAGUGCUGUCUUGGUCUGUAUCUUUGAAAUAGUGACUUUUUUUCUGAAUAAGUUUGGUCGUGAAACUUAAUCUCUUAGAUUAUAAUAGAUUAUGAUGGACUUUUGAAGACUAUGAAAGGGAUUGUAGAGGAAAUCAUUGCCCCUGACAACAGUGAAAACUGGGAUGGGGAGCUUUCCUGAGCAAUUGGACCAGAAGUGAGAAAGGAAGACUAGCAUAUGUGCUGUUUCAGGUUACAUUCUAGCUUGCCAGGUUUUGAUUGUGUUUUCAGCAUUUCUCUCUGUAAUGCUUUGUGUGUUCCAUAAAUAAUAACUGUUUCAGUCUUGAACAGCUUUGCCAGAAACACCCAGUUGGACCAUAUUUUUCUAGUGUCAAUAUUACUUUCCAUUUUGAAUCCAAAAUAGGUUUCUAAGACAAUCCUACUUCACCUGUUACUAUAGAUUUAGUGCUUCUACUAAAUUGUAGCACUUCCUAUAUUUUCUCUUUCUAUUGUUUGAAUUCAGAAACUGAAUAUGUGUCUUUGGCUUCUAGGUUUGAAGUUGUUCAUCAUUCUGAACAAGGGAGGCUCAGUUUUAUUAACUAGAAACAAAUAUGCUGUUUUUCAUAUGGAACUUUGUUUUUGAAAAAGAAAUGGGUAUUCUACAUACCAUGCCUUGUAGAGUCAACUAAGGCAAGGACACUUUUUGGAAAAAUCGUAGCUGCUAGGGACUGGUAUGAAUUGUAGAUAUAUUACUAAAGUAUGCAGCUUCCACAUCAGAGAUGAUAAGGAAGUUCAAGUCUGUUUUAUUCUACUCCAGUCCUAGCCCAUAUUUUCACAUUAAGUCAUUGUUGGUUGAUAAAUUAAUAAUCUGUUCUUUGAUAUGAGUAAACCAGAAAUAUGAUGAAAAUGUAAAUACUGAAUUUGUAUUUCAUAUAAAGCUGUGAUUCAAAUCCAUACCAAGUAAGAUGCUGUGAUUCAAAUCCCUAAUAAGCUGCAGCCUAUAAUUUUUGUAGUUUCUUGCACAUAAAUGGAUUGUUGGUGUCUUUUAUUUCUGAUUUUUGUGGACUGUUUUCUCUAUUCCUUCCCUUUUGUUCAGAUUAUUUCAGCAAUGCUGAACAUGAUGUUCUGUCAUUGUAAACCAUCAUUUUAAAAGCAAGAGCCAACUUCCAUCAUCUAAAUUGCAUAAGCAGUGAAUCUUGAGCUGACGUUUGGUGCAAAUUAGUCUUUGUAGAGAUGUGGGGCAAGAUCCAAAAGAUAUUUAGGCACAUAUCCUCCUGUUGAAAUCCCUGAAAUCCCAUUUAAGCCAAUGGGCUUGUAGGUAUGUGAAUCUUUUUGAAUAUAGAACUCAGAGCCUCGACUUUGUUUAAAGCCUAAUAAGCAAGAACUCUUAAUCCUGAUCUUUAAACAGGAGUGUAGCACGGACCAAAUGGUUAGGCUUUGGCCACUUGUGAAUGUUUUAACUUUGUUUUAGUUACAUGGUUUUUCAGGUGUUGUGAUGUGCUCUACAUCUUUCUGUAAGUGAGCAACUGUCUGGAUGUUGCUUGUUUUUUUUUUCUUGAACACUUCAAACAGUGUGGCUAAUCUGUCUUGCCAAAAGACAGCUCUUGACUGAGAAUAUAAUCAGUUUUCUGAACAGAGAGCUUUACUGAAAAGUGCUUUUAAACUUUUUUGGCAACUUUUUUUUUGUAUUGCCUCGCCAGAUCUUUAAUUUAAAACUCUUAGAAACACAAACACAGGGCUAGGUUAUUUCCUAACCAGAAAUGUGUAUAUGGUUCUUAAUCAAGAUCAUACAAUCUUAAUCAUAUUGGGGAUAAUUUGAGGUUUUAUAGCAAGACAGAUGAAUUCCAUAUUUGUUGUUGAAAAUCGUAAUUUAAGGUUAAGGAUAAUGUAUUGAAGCCAGUUGCUCGCAGUCAGCAGUAUGAUGAUACUGUUAUUUUGAAUUACACUAUUUUUGCUGAAUAGACUUAUUUUAAAAGAAGCACCAAUAAAUUGGUCAAAAAACAUG
This is a messenger RNA of Gavialis gangeticus (Gharial), 3927 nucleotides long. RefSeq names its product solute carrier family 30 member 7 (gene SLC30A7). The record is from RefSeq and is a predicted model, not a curated record. Gene Ontology annotation, biological process: zinc ion transport; intracellular zinc ion homeostasis; transmembrane transport. Gene Ontology annotation, molecular function: zinc ion transmembrane transporter activity. The annotation marks the transcript as partial. Lineage: Eukaryota; Metazoa; Chordata; Crocodylia; Gavialidae. The transcript is spliced from 10 exons. Gene Ontology annotation, cellular component: Golgi apparatus; membrane.